AUGGACGCGUUCAAUUCAAGCGCAACGGACGCGUUCGCCGUGGUCCACCUCAAUUCCUCGUCGUGGACGCUGGACAGCGGCUACUCACUCGCAGCGAUAGCGGGAAUUGCUGCGCUCGUGAGUUUCCUCAUCCUCUUCACCGUUGUGGGGAACGUACUGGUCGUCAUAGCGGUGCUGACGAGCAGGGCGCUGAAAGCCCCCCAGAACCUCUUCUUAGUGUCCUUGGCAACUGCAGACAUCCUCGUCGCCACUCUGGUAAUGCCGUUUUCUUUGGCAAACGAACUGAUGGGCUACUGGUAUUUCGGCAAAGUGUGGUGCGGCAUCUACCUGGCUUUGGACGUCUUGUUCUGCACUUCGUCCAUUGUUCACCUGUGCGCCAUCAGUUUGGACCGCUACUGGUCCGUGACGCAAGCCGUCGAGUACAACCUCAAACGGACCCCUAAACGUGUCAAGUGCAUCAUCGUAAUCGUGUGGCUCAUUUCCGCCUUCAUAUCCUCACCGCCGCUGAUAUCGAUCGACAGCAAUAACGACGCCAACGUUCAGCCACAGUGUGAGCUGAACGACGACACCUGGUACAUUCUCUCCUCCAGCAUUGCGUCAUUCUUCGCGCCGUGCUUGAUCAUGAUCCUGGUGUACAUCAGAAUAUACCAGGUGGCGAAAACCCGAACCAGGAGCAUGUCGGAGAAGUCAAGGCCGGAUGGGGUCGCCCAAACAGAGAACGGGCUGAACAAGGCCACCUCCCCUUUCCGCGGAGAGCGAGAGAAUGGCCACUGUCAGUGUCCGCCUACGCCCGGCCCGGACACCAUGACGCACCACGCCGACGAGGUGGACAUGGAUGAGAGCUCCUCCUCAGAGGGCAAAGGUCAAAAACCUCCUAACCUGGACUCCAGGAGAGCCAAGAGGGCCAGCCAGAAGCACAGCUCCCUCUCCAAACACUCCAGCCGCAUAUCCAGAGCCAGUAACAAAUCCAUGGACCUCUUUGCCUCCAGGAAAAAACGGCGGAGGAGCUCAGCCGCCAGGAAAAAGGUCUCCCAGGCCAGGGAGAAGAGGUUCACCUUUGUCCUGGCGGUGGUCAUGGGGGUGUUUGUUGUGUGCUGGUUCCCUUUUUUCUUCAGCUACAGCCUGUACGGCGUUUGCAGGGAGUCUUGCAGGAUCCCCAAGCCGCUCUUUAAGUUCUUCUUCUGGAUUGGCUACUGCAACAGCUCCCUAAACCCGGCUAUAUACACCAUCUUCAACCAGGAUUUCCGACGCGCCUUCCAGAAGAUCCUCUGCAAGUCAUGGAAGAAGUCCUUCUGA
Lampris incognitus (smalleye Pacific opah) is the source of this 1296-nucleotide messenger RNA. Its product is annotated as alpha-2 adrenergic receptor-like. The transcript has a single exon. Gene Ontology annotation, molecular function: alpha2-adrenergic receptor activity. Gene Ontology annotation, cellular component: membrane. Lineage: Eukaryota; Metazoa; Chordata; Actinopteri; Lampriformes; Lampridae. The record is from RefSeq and is a predicted model, not a curated record. The coding region runs from base 1 to 1296 and encodes 431 amino acids. Gene Ontology annotation, biological process: regulation of smooth muscle contraction; adenylate cyclase-activating adrenergic receptor signaling pathway; platelet activation.